Molecule: messenger RNA, 159 nt
Organism: Guillardia theta CCMP2712
Lineage: Eukaryota; Cryptophyceae; Pyrenomonadales; Geminigeraceae
Exons: 1
Source: RefSeq, a predicted model, not a curated record
AAUCUUCACGUUCAACCACUGGAAGGCUGCUGGUUGAGACAGGGGCACGACAUGGCCAUCAAUCUGUCUGGUCAACACCCCAUCGUACGAGCUGAUGCCAAGCUCGAUGGAGAAGACAAGGAAGAAGAACGUAUUGCGGAUCAUGUCGAAGUGAGGUAG